Molecule: messenger RNA, 1850 nt
Organism: Prosopis cineraria
Lineage: Eukaryota; Viridiplantae; Streptophyta; Magnoliopsida; Fabales; Fabaceae
Product: isoliquiritigenin 2'-O-methyltransferase-like
Exons: 4
Coding region: 46-1209 (387 amino acids)
Biological process (GO): methylation
Molecular function (GO): O-methyltransferase activity; S-adenosylmethionine-dependent methyltransferase activity; protein dimerization activity
Source: RefSeq, a predicted model, not a curated record
AGUUCGAGAGAGAAUAUAUUGACACGAACAAAGCAGCUGGUAAAUAUGAACGCUACAGAGAACAAUCAGCAUUAUGUGAUGAAAUCUCUCUCUAAUGGACAGGACGAUCUUGAAGAGGGCGAAUAUGAUGCUUGCCUUCGGGCCAUGAUUCUAAGUGCUGGUCAGGUAAACGCUGCCGUUUUGAACGCUGCACUUGAGCUAAACUUGUUUGACAUCAUUUCUGAAUCAAAAGGAUCGGAGGAUGGUUUUGUUUCGCCCACUGAGAUCGCUUCCAGACUCACCUCCCACAAGAGCCAGUCAGACACCGUCGCCGUCGCUGGCAGGCUCGACCGGAUGCUACGCUUGCUGGUGGCUCACUCGCUUCUCACCUGUUCCGUGAGAAUCACCGACGACGACGAUGACACCACCCAGAAGCUCUACGGGAUCUCUCCCACCGGCCAAUACUUUGUCUCCAAACAAGACGGUGCUUCUUGGGCUUCCUUGAUGCCCAGCAUAUCCUACCAUCCUCACAUGUCACACGUUUUUUUGAACUUGAAAGAAGCAGUGCUGAAGCUGAAGGAGGGGGAAGACCUGAGCAAGAUAGUUCAUGGCAAGAGUGUGUACGAGUACAUGGAAACCGAUUCUGCACUGAAGAGCAAGUUCCAGAGAACAAUGGCGGAUCAGUCAGCUAUGCAUAUGGACAAGAUUCUGCAGACUUACAAAGGCUUUGAGGGAUUAUCCACUCUCGUCGACGUGGCUGGUGGCACUGGCUACUCCCUCAAUAUGAUCAUAUCCAACUAUCCUUCAAUUCUGGGUAUCAACUUUGAUUUGCCCCAUGUCCUUCGAGAUGCCCCUGCCUAUCCAGGAAUAAAGCAUGUUGGAGGAGACAUGUUCAAGAGUGUUCCCAGAGGUGACGCUAUCAUGAUCAAGGGCACGACUCAUAACUGGUCAGAUGAAAAAUGCAUACAGAUAUUUAGAAACUGCUACGAGGCCUUGAAGAAAGGAGGGAAGUUGAUUGUGAUAGACUUGAUAAUGGAGGAAGAGCCAGAGAUGAGCAAUGCUGCGAAGAAUGUUUCCAUUCUUGACUUAGUUAUGUUCUCUCAAGGAGGAGGACGUGAAAGAACUGAGAAACAGUUUCAAGCUUUGUGCUUGAAAUCUGGCUUUUGUCGCUUUCGACUUGCUUCUCGUGUCCUCUCCAUUUUAGGCGUCAUGGAAUUUUACAAGGAUUAGUUUUUUUCUCAAGACCCCAAGGAUAAAAAUUAUAAGUAUCAAUCAUUAAUAUUUUAAAUUGUUAAAAUAAAAUAAAAUUAAGGAUAAAAAGGUAAUUUUGUUUUUAAACUAUAGGUUUAGGAAGUAUCAAAGACCCUUAAACAUUUUUCCAGCAAUUUGGUCCCUUAACAUUUAAAAAUAUCAUAAUGUAAUUCCUCAGGUUAAUUACAAGAUAUAAUGUUUGUUACUCUCGUGUCACUUUUAUGCUAUGUGUCCUACAUUUUCUUAUAUGUGACUUGAUGGUGAAUAUUAUUGCAAUUAGUGUGAGGGACACGUUGCGAUGUUUUUAAAUAUUAAAAAGAGACAUGUUGCGAUGUUUUUAAAUAUUAAAAAGAGAAAAAUUACAGUUAAAAAAUUAAAAUCUCUUAUACUCCUAAUCCUAUAAUUUAAAGAUAAAAUUACCUUUUUACCCUAUAAUGAAUAAAGUUAUAGCUUAUAGGCUAUGAAGGAGUUGGUCGCGUGUGUUACAUAUCCAGCACAUAACUUCAGUUUCUGAUUGCAGCACUUGUACUGAUGUUGGAAUUGUAGUAAAUAGUUAUGCACGACCCAUGUCAUACUGUAAUAAAUUCAAGUUAUAUAUGCAGCUUACUCCAUAUAUAUAU